Messenger RNA from Amphibalanus amphitrite, 5598 nucleotides. RefSeq names its product protein TANC2-like. The record is from RefSeq and is a predicted model, not a curated record. Bases 196 to 4572 code for a protein of 1458 amino acids. Lineage: Eukaryota; Metazoa; Arthropoda; Thecostraca; Balanomorpha; Balanidae. Gene Ontology annotation, molecular function: protein binding. The transcript is spliced from 21 exons.
ACCGCCGCCGUCGACAGGGCCGCGUCGGCCGCCGUCGCUGCCGAGUGCCGCAGAAAGCCUGGCCACAGGAUAGGCUGGUCGAAGGGUUGACGCAGAGCGACAUUGCGUCCUGCGAACCUGUCGACGGCUCACCGUAUGUGCUGAGGAGCAUGGGCUAAGGUCCCCAGAGGUCCGGCGGAGAGAGAGCAUGGUGGGAUGCCAGUGGUCGAGGCCUUCUGGCGUCCUCUAAUCAGCGCGCGGUCACUCAGCUUACCAGACGUGACCUCUCUCCGCCGGAUCUCCGCUGACCUUUCCGACGAGAUCUGCCCCGUGUGCGGAAUGCCGUUCGACCAGGGAAUGAAACGAAAAAUCACCGACGCCUGCAGCCAUGAGCGGUGCUACACGUGCAUGACCCAGUACCAGAGCUGCCCGCUGUGCACCAACCAUGGCGCUCCGGCGAAGAAGGCUGGGUUCGCCUCCAAGUCCGGCAGCCUGCUGGGGUCGGCACUGGGCUCGAGUGUCUCCAGCCUCUUCCACGGCCGGCCGAAGAUGAAGACCAACGGACACUUCGCCGCCUUCAUGCAGGCACGACACGACGCAGCCGGGGCGCCGGGCAGGGACUCACUGACCGCGGCCGCCCCUCUGCGAGACAUUGCGAACAGAAGCGGAGGUUUCCUGUCGGCCUCUGCUGGCCGCCAGACCAUGUACACCACGCCCCCGUCCAGCCGGCGGAGAGGCAUGGCUGCCAGUCCCAAACUGCUGCGUCUGGCGGCCCGGCAGAGCCGAACCGCCCGCGCCAAUACCAUUAGUGUGGAUCAUCACACGGCUUUGUCAGCCCUCUGCCCAGAAGACGACGCCAACCGACGCUACAUGCUCACUCGACUGAGCUCGCUGUGGUCCAUGGACACGGACGACGACUGCUGCGGGGUCGGCGGCGUCCCCUCACUCGACCACGCGCCGGAGGACUCGGCCCUGUACGCCCGGCUGGGUCUUCUGCUGGGUCCUGGUGCCGAGACCCGCUCACCCGGCUCGGAGAGGUCGCGCUCCAGCCGCUCGGGCGCUAGCUCCGGUAGGGACUCACGCGGCUCACUGGCACACCUGGACGGCAAGUCGGCCAACACGAGCCCCGUCUCGACACUGACCGGUUCCAGUGAGUCGGAGCUGGCCCACCUCCGCUCCGAGCGCAGUCGCGAGAGUUUCGGCUCUCUGAUGUCCAUGUCCCUGGCGGGAUCCACCACCUCCGCCAGUCCGCUCAUCGCCUCCCGACGAAACUCGAUCGGUGGAGACAGGAGCGUCCCUUCCCCGGCCGGCUCCAGCUCCAGUGACCUGGUGGCUUUCCGGGGUCUGAGAGGCCAGGCCGGCCGUCGCUCAGCACGCUGCCCCCGGGUCACUCCGCCCGUCGAUCUCAAAGCCCGCCUCUCUCCGCCGCGCGGUCAGCCGCUCUCCCUGAAGCCACUGUUUCACGAGGUGCCGCAGCAGGAGCAGGAUCCGCUGUUCCUCGGACGCCGCUGGCUGUUUGCCGAGCUGGCCCGGGUACUGCUCAACUCGCCGAGCCGAGGCUGUGUGCUGGCCGGAGGUGUGGGCACGGGGAAGACGGCUGUGCUGCUACAGAUGGUGGAACACAGCUGCUUCGGUCGACGUGCCGCGCUGCGGGAGGAUGGACUCUAUCAAGAGGCGCACCCUACCGGCCCCGGCCGCCCUCGGGGCUCGCUGGCUGACAGCGGCGUCUUCUCAAACAUCUGCUCCGUGCCGGACGAGCUGCGCGCUCUCGGCAGCCGCGUGGUGGCCUACCACUUCUGUCAGGCGGAUAACAGCGCCACCUGUCUGGUACCGGACCUCGUGCACUCGCUGGCCGCCCAGCUGGUGCAGGCGCCACAGCUGGCGGCCUACCGAGACCACGUCCUCCGCUCGCCAGCGCUGCAGACCGUGCUGGCGCUGCGCUCCUGCGUCACCGAUCCGGCCGCUGCGCUCACCAGGGGUAUUCUGGAGCCGCUGCAGCUGCUCAGGAGGACGGGGCAGCUGGCCGGCGAGACGUGCAUUGUCGUCAUCGAUGCCCUCUGCGAGGCCGAAUACCACAAGCCAGAGUACGGCGACAACGUGUCGUCGUUCCUGGCGCGCCACCUGAUGAAGUUCCCCGGCUGGCUGAAGCUGGUGGUCACCGUGCGCUCUCAGAUGCAGGGCAUCACCAGCAUGCUGCCCUUCCACAAACUGAACAUGGACCGACUGCUGCGCGACUCGGACGAGCUGCAGAAGGACCUCAGCGACUACAUCGCCUUCCGCAUCAACAACUCGCCGUCCAUCACCAGUAGCAUCCAGGUGACGGGCGCCAAGGUGGAGGGAAGCAGCCAGAGCCGCUUCAUCGCCCACCUCACCGAGCUCUCCCGCGGCUCCUUCCUCUUCGUCAAGCUGACGCUGGACCUCAUCGAGCGAGGACACCUGGUCAUGAAGUCAUCCAGCUUCAAAGUUUUGCCCGUCAGCCUCAACGAGAUCUUCCUGCUCAACUUCAACCUCAAGUUCCCGACGCAGAGAUCGUACGAACAGGUGCGUCCGAUCCUGGCCAGCUGUCUGGCCAGUCUGCACCCCAUGAACGCGUACGAGAUCUACCACUCUGCCAACGCCAGCUGCACGUCGACCGCACUCUCCUGGGAGGAGUUCCUGCGCCGCUUCAAGACCCUCUCGGGCUUCCUGGCGCGCAGGAUGGACGACACCUACAUGCUGUUCCACCCGUCUUUCCGCGAGUGGCUGCUGCGCCGCGAGGAAAACGAGAGCCAGAAGUUCUUGCUGGACGUGCGUCAUGGCCACGCCAACAUCGCGCUGCGCAUGAGCCGCCUGGAGGCGCCUCUGGACGCCCAGAAGACCCUCGAGAUGGGACACCACGUGCUCAAAGCGCAUCUCUACAAGAACUCCCGAGACGAGCUGCCGGUGCCGGCACGUGAUCUGCAGGCACUGUGGGUGGCCAAUGCCUCUGCCAACCCCUCUGCGGCGCUGUCGUGCGACCGGAACGCGCACAGUCCCAACGUGAAGGUGUCGACACUGCUGCUGCUGGCCGGCGCCGCUCCGGACACACCCACUCGGCAGCGGGACGGAGCGCCGCUGCUGGGCCACUGCGCCGCAGAGGGCUGCGACGAGAUGCUGCAGCUGCUCCUCAAGUACGGCGCCUCCGUGGACGGCGUGAACGCGCGCGGCCAGACGCCUCUGAUGCUGGCGGCCGUCGGCGGACAGGCCGGAGCUGCUCAGCUUCUGCUGCAGUGCGGCGCGCGCGUGGCUCUACGGGACGCCGCCGGUCGGUGCGCGCUGGUUCACGCCGCUGUGGCCGGUCAUCUGAGUGUGAUCGAGUACCUGCUCUGGUGCGACUGGGCGGCCGGCGGCGGAGACGGCCUCACCAUGGCCGAGGCGGCGCAGCAGGCGCUGGUGGCGGCGGCUGGAAACGGUCACAUCCAGAUUGCCGAGUACCUGCUCGACAUGGAGGAGGUCUCUGUGGACGCCUGCGACUCUCUCCACGGUGAGACUGCUCUCACCAUGGCGGCCGGCGCCGGCCACAAGGCCAUGGUCGAGAUGCUGCUGCGCCGCGGCGCCACUGUCGGCGCGUCCAACUCGCAGGGGGCGCCGCCGCUGCUGGGCGCCGUCCGAGAGGGCCACUGGGACAUCUGCGUGGUGCUGCUGGGUCAGGGAGCGCUCCUGGAGCAGACGGAUGACGCCGGACGGACACCGCUGAUCGUGGCAGCCGGAGAGGGACACAUGGGAGUGCUGGAUCUGCUGCUCUCUAAAGGCGCCUCUCUAAGCCGGUGUGACCGCGAGGGCCUGAGCGCGCUCUCCUGGGCGUGUCUGAAGGGCCAGGCGCGCGUGGUGCGCACUCUCCUGGACUCGGGAGCCGAUAUUCAGCAGGUGGACUCCACGGGGCGGACGCCGCUCGAUCUGGCCGCCUUCUUCGGGGACGCCGAUGUCGUCUCGCUGUUGCUGGACCGCGGGGCCGUGCUGGAACAUGUCGACCUGAAGGGGAUGAGGCCGCUGGACCGCGCCAUCGGCUGCGGGCACGUCAGGGUGGUGCAGUGCUUCCUGAGGAAGGGAGCCAAGCUGGGCGCCGCCACCUGGGCCAUGGCCGACGGCAAGCUGGACAUCAUGUUCACCUUGUUGAACAAGCUGAACGACGAUGGCAUGACGCUGUACAAGAAGUGCCGGAUCCAGGAGGCGGACCACCGCUUCAGCUACGCCCUGAAGAAGUUCCCCGAGUUGAGCUCGCUCUCCGAGCACGAGGAGCUCUUCCGCCGACUGCACGUCAACCUGCUGCUCAACCUGUCACGCUGCAAGCGGAAACUCGGCGAGCACACCAAGUCGGCGGAGCUCGCUACCCAGGCCAUGGCAGUCCGACCGGAGGCCUUCGAACCAUACUUCUUCCGUGCCAAGGCCAAACACGCACAAAAGGAGCUGGAUGCCGCUCUGGCCGACCUGAACGAGGCACUGCGUCUGGCGCCCAGCAGCAGAGAGGUGCACCGCACCCUACUGCAGGUGCGGGAUCAGAUUCAGCACCCGCAGCUGGCGCCGCGUUCCGGCCUGCUGACCUCCAUGGACCCGCUGAUGGCUGCCCAGUGCUGACCGCUGAGCUCAGCCGGUCUGACGUCAGAGAGGGAACGGCGUGACGUCAGAGAGGGGAGACGGUGUGACGUCAGAGAGGGGACGUCGGCGCCGAGUGACGUCAUCCACCAGUGUGCCAAAGAGAAGCAUGAAGGAUAGGGAAAUCAAAAGAAGGAUUCCGGAUAACUGCAUUUAUCUGAUCGAGUUCUUGUAUGAAGGCAGCUCAACGAUGUGACGCAUUUUACCUAUGGUGACGAUUUAUAUUUUGAUGACCCGGUUUGGUUGCUUGUGACUAGCUUGUGUAUGACCCAGCGUGAAGGCUUUGUAUCUGUUUUUGGUUUUGUAGCUUAGGACUUGUUACGGAGAGAGAGGCGCGGCCCGACGGGCCAGGCGUCGCGGGCUGAGAACCCGCGGCAUGUGUGAUAGCCGCCUCUCUGGAAAUUCCGCACCGGAGUUCCUAAGAUAACGACUUUGACGCACUCCAUCUGAAUAUAGUGUCCCACCCGACUGGUGCCGCAAGUGUCGGCGAUCGGAUGCGUGUGUGCGCGCGCGUGCAUGUGUGUUUGCGUGUGUGUUUAUGUAUCACCCGGGCCCUAGGCCGUUCGCUGCUGCCAUUUGUGAACGUGUGUAACAUGUGUGCGCUUCGGAGUGUUUAACGCUAACCGCGCGAUCGGAGAGAGACGGCCCGAGUCGUGGCGGGCUCGGGCGGCCAGCCGGGUCAAUCUAUUUAUCGAGCCGCGCCGGCCGGUGUGUGGACGGCGCGUGCAGUGCCAGUGGACUGGGCAGAGGUGCGCUGACGGCGGCGUCACAUCACGUCACGGAGCGCCCCGUGACGCCGGGGUGUGUGACGCAGCCGCCCGCUCCGGGGACCCGGGGUCGGCUGUCCCGGGUCUUCCUGUGUGUGGGGGCGGGACAGGGGCGAUACGGGGAGGUUUUCACAGAUCAGUACCGCCCCGGUCUCCGGCCUCCCUGUGAUGUGAGCGCCGUGCCGUACAGUGAGCCCUUUAGUUUCCAAUGUAUGGCGUCAAUAAACCCUUUAAAAAUUCA